Molecule: messenger RNA, 3873 nt
Organism: Postia placenta MAD-698-R-SB12
Lineage: Eukaryota; Fungi; Basidiomycota; Agaricomycetes; Polyporales; Adustoporiaceae
Exons: 18
Coding region: 1-3873 (1290 amino acids)
Source: RefSeq, a predicted model, not a curated record
AUGUUCUGCAAGAGCCUCCGCUUGGUCGCGGACGCACGGGACGGAGUGAUACGCGCCGAGCGACUGGCGGUCGCGGUCAUGCAGCGUACGCCCUUGGCGGUGGCGAGGACAAUCAUCACGACGAACACCAACACGAGCGAGCAUCAACUGUGGCCGGCCUCGGGUCCACAUAGAUGCAUAGACGAACUCAUCGACAUCGUCCUCGCCGCCACGCAAACCCCGCGCGAGAAUGAUUCGCAUCGUUCUCGAGCCAUUUCCGUGGCCUUGGCCAGUCCCCUCGCACGGUCCACCAAUACAUACGCUGCGAUGGUACCCAUCGACCUCCGGCCAUUCCGGGGGGGGCCCCCGCGCGAUCGCGAGGUGACACAGCGAAGCCUGUCUGACGAGGCCGACCCUCCACCGGGCUCGCCCGCCCGCACAAACACAGCGAACAGAGCGCGGCAAGCGAGCCAGGAAGCGGCGCGCAGGGGGAUAGCGUGCGCCAAGAAGGGUGGACCGGGGCAGGGCUCGAUCGUCGGCUGCGCACGUCGAAGCACUGCGCCCAUCCGCUGCGGUGACGCGUCUCGCCUUGCCGCCGCCCUGAGCUGGAGGCUCGACGUGCGCCGGGGGUCUGGCCGCAGAUCACCUGCAGGCCAGGCAGUUGGCGUGGCGAAGCGGGGAAGGCGGGCCCAGGGGGGCGGAGGGUGCGGGAGCCUUGCGGCGCGGCUAGGACGAGAGUGGGCGAGUUCGCGGGCGGAUUUGCAGCGCACGACUCACGGUGCGGAGAGGGCGAUCGCGCUAUGUCACGGCAGGGGUGCCCUGGAGGGCAUGGCUACGUGGCCGCGGAGUCGGAGUGCCAAGCGGGUGAUCGCGGAGGCAUAUUUAGCGGACAAAUUGGGGGAGAAGCUCGUAAACAAGGCCAAAGCAUGCGGAUCCCACUGGGACGGCUGCCAUAUAUGGACUGGGGCAGGGCGCGUUGAGGAGGGAGACCCUUGGGAGCGCGAUGGCACCGAGAAGUCGCGAGGCGAAGACGAUCUAGGCAUCGCGCAGACUGGGUUCAUAAACCCGGCAUUCGAGCUGCUCCAUUGCCGUCCACCGUCCGUCCCCUGCUAUCCACUCGCCCUCGCCAACGUCAACGCUCCCACUCGUCAUCUCGUUCCGAUCGGCCCGCGCCGAUCCUGUCCCCGCCCGAUGUCGCUUUCCUCGUUUGCGCCGAGCACGGAGCGUGCGCUGCCGUCCAUGGCCUCCUUCACGUCAUACUCUGACGCACCCCCGAUGUAUUCCAUGUCCGGCUACUUCAGCGGCGCCCAGGCCGCCCCCGCCGAUCACGCGUACCCCGCCGCCGACAGCCAGUACACGUCCUCCUCGCGCACGCACUCUCACUGGCAGCCGUCCUUCCCAGCCUCCUACUCUCCCCUUCCUAGUGUCGACUCUCUCUCCUCCUACUCCUCCUCCUCGCCUCCCGUCAUGCCGUACUCCGCCGACUACGACCGCCCCGCCCUCGUAGACUCCCUCCGCGCCCCCGCCUCUACCCGUGCCUACCUCCCCCUCUCCACGCACGACCCCAACCCAGACCCCGCCCCCGUCCCCACCUUCGGCCGAGCCUCCUGGUCUUCUGCUCUCUACAUCGUAGACCCCGAGUCGCCGUUCCAAACCACGCCGGCCCCCGCGCCCCCCGCGUCUCCCGCCCGCGUCAAGUCCGAGGAGGACUCCGAUGGCGGCUUCAUCUUCGAGCUGCCGCCCGCCGGUUGCUCCCCCGCGUCCGCAGGCCCGGCCUUCGAGACGAUGCCCGAGGUCCCCCUCCGCGCCACCCACGCGUGCAAGGCCAUGCGCGCCCUCAUGAGCUCCUUCCGCCUCGACCCCUUCGCCAUGCACAACGGCAUCCGCUCCGCCGCCGUCACCGCCGCCCCCACCGGCAUCGAGGUCGGGCCCCUCCGCGAGGAGCCCCUCCUCUUCGAGUGGCAGGCGCACCUCGACGUGCCCCUCGUCCCCCCAUCCCCGUCGUGGUCGGCGCGCUCCCUCAGCCCCAUGCGCUACCCCCUCAACGACGAGCCCGAGGAGAAGUGGGUGCCCCGCGUCGACACGACUGCGACGUACGAAUCGUUCGAGCAGGACGCCGCGGAGGACGCCGCGUUCGAGCCGCUCAUGACCCCCGCGCAAUCCCUCGCCUGGAGCACGAGCUACGCCCAGCCAGAGCAGCACACGUCCGCGUAUUCCGCGCAGCCGCUGUCCGUCUUCCGCGCGCCCCAAGCUCAGUCCGCGCAAUCGCAAUCGCAAUCGCACUCGCACUCGCACUCGCACGCGCACGCGCACGCGCACUCCCUCCACGCGCAGCACCAGCAUCAGCACCAGCCUCACCACGCGCUGCACGCGGAGCGCGACUACCGCAGCGCCAUGCCGAUCCGUGCGCCUGCGCCCCAGCACCCGCGCUGCACGCAGGAGUACGGCGAGUACGCGAGCGGCGGCGCGCACGGCGUGGCCACCGGCGCGCUCUCGUGGAACCGCAGGCCGGAGUCAGGACUCACGUCCUCCACCCACUGCGAGCGGAGAAUGCAGCGGUCGACGAAAGCAGGACCAGGACGGGGCGGGUGCGGCGAGACGCAGACGGGGUGCGUCGGUUUUCGAGGGGUGCACGAAAACGGCAGAUCGGACAGAUUACACUGUAACUUUGCCACUGCCAAAAUGUUCUUUGUACACCAUCCUCUCGCGCACACGCCUGUGUGCGGAUUAUCUGAUAAUGAUAAGUUGCUGGCAUGGAUCGCAGAAUUAUGCACGUUGUCAGGAACUCUGGAUUUGCGUACGUACAGCGUCGCCCUGCUACCGACCGGCGGUGGUGAUGACACCACGUUGCCGGGCAGCACACCUAUCACAUCGUCGUGCUCCGUCGCACUCUACGGCCACCAGGCCACAAAUAAGCUUCCAGGAAGCGAUCACCAACAACCUUCUGCGUCACUGCGCCUGGCGGUGCAGUCUCUGCGCCAUGCGUUGCGCCCUGAGAUGAAGGGUGCAGGCCAUGCGCUUCGCGAACAGCGUGCUUCCCCGUGCCGGGCAUGCCGUCAUGAAGCCCCAGACUCGUCUCAUUGGGAGUCUAAUGUUGAUGGGCGAAUCGAGACCCCGCUAGGAGAUGCCUGGCACAAGCCGGCCUCGACCGGACGUCGUCAAGAGAGCAUACAAGACCCUGCGGCUAAGACGUGCCUGUGUCCUAACUCUUCGCAGCCCCCCAGUGCCCUAGUCCAUUUCUGUGACGUCGAAAGGGUCUGGAUGUCUCACGCACCGCACCCGUCAAUGAUGACUUACGAGGUCCCUGGAAGAGGGUGCGAGAAUGUGUACGCCGAUCAGGCUACGCGCGCACCGGGACCCCUCAACAUUAACGGCGCUCUGGGGUGGGGCGGGAUGGACGUACCAUGGUUGACCUGCGCCAGCCCAACGGCGCAUACAUCCCUCACGCACGCAUGUCUGUAUUGGGCGAGCUCCGUGCGAGGGGCAGGCCAGUGCGAGAGUUGGCCGGGUAAUUGGCGGCGCGUGUGCACGAUGCGAUGCGCUAGGGCAUCGGAGCUCGCGGGGAUUGAAUGCGAAAGGAAGACGGUCUGCUAUGCGAUUCUGCGAUUGUAUCUCGCGCCCCACACGCUGGGGCUUCACGAGGGAAGGCUACGCGGGGGGCACGGGGACGUGCAACCAGCAGGAAUGCGGUGGACGAACGACUCAGUCAGCCCGCCGCGAAGGCGACGAUCCUGUCGGCACAACGAUGAUCGUCGGGGGCACAGCAUCACCCGUUUGAGCAUCCUGUUCACCGUUUACGGAGUCGGCGGGAGCGCCAGAAUGUGGACAGAUGCCUCCGGCCUACCGGAUUCUAUAGAUGCGGGCGUGGAAAAUGACGAGCAGGCCCUUACAUAA